CCGGGCUCCCGCAACUGUCACAUGUCCGGGCUGCAGCGACUGUCAUAGGGUCAGGCUGUAACAGUUGGCUAGAAUACCCAACUGCAUCUUCUGGCGGUCCAAUGGAACCCGACACGAUGGGGCCACAACCGACCACGGGAGAAGCGCGAGAGGAGUACAGGUCAUCGCCUGAUCGAGCACUGAGGGAUCUGAAGGAACGGAUUAGGCGACAAGCACCGCUGAGAUGGGCGGACCAAACCAAUGACGGAGGGUCCGACAUAAGAGGUGAACCAGUUGCGACAGAGCCGCAGGAGGCUCUAAAGACGGGUACCUCGAGCGGACGACGAGAAGCGACGAGGCGACGCUCCCCCGAGUACGAGUGGAGGGACACCAUAACGGACAAGUACAGAGACGACAAGAGAGAGAAUUUGAGGGAUUCCUAUUGGAGGGACAGAGAUAGAGACAGGGCGCCGCCCAGGCGAGUCUUCGACCCCCAGACAGGGGAGUCACAUCCGCUCCCUUACGAGAGCAAGGAUCGCUAUAUUAUUACGCACAAGGYCUUAGAGCCUCCUACCUUCAGGGGCUAUGGUAUCACAGAAUAUCUGGAGAAGUGGGAGCUUCACGCCAGCCGGAGUCAGUGGUCGGAGGAAGAGAUUAUAGAGAACUUCCUAUUUAAUGUGGACCCAACUCUUGGUAGGGAAGUUAAGGAAGCUCGACCGAAGGAUGGGAAAUGGACUACGUACAAGAAGAACCUCGUUGAGCUUUACAAAUUGGAGGAUAAAAUGUAUUCCAUCAAGGACCUUGAAACAAUGACUCAAGAUGAAGAUGAGAGCGUACGGGGAUUUGGGAUGCGUUUCCAAAAGAUCUCUGACGUGCUGAUGAAGAAGGGGAAGAUCUCAGAGGUCGAGCACUGUACUAUCGUCAUCGGACACUUGUCCAAAGGUAGGCAAAAGGGUAUACUUAGAGAUCUUCCGCGCGACAGGCUUGAUUUCCCAGAAGUCCUAAAGCUCGCGAUAAAGGCAGAGGCAGACGAUUACAAGGACUUGGUGUGGAGAGGGAUGAGGAGACGUGACUUUUCUUUCUAUAAGGAGUAUGUCACUGAUAGAUGUCCUGAUUUCAAGGAUUAUCCCUGGUCGGAGAAGAAUGAGGCCGUGGUUGAGGAAGUGAAGGAGAUACGGGACAUGGUGAAGGGAUUAACGAGACAGGUUACAGAGAUUGUAACCACUACAGGGGCCACGGCCUACAGGGACAAACCUGGGGAACCCUAUUCACUUCGCUGGGACCGUCGGAACAACGAUUCCUGGAGGAGUGUCGAGGAUAGAAAUCCUCGGACGCUGACUGAUUAUCGUUCGAGAGGAAGAGAGAGAGACUAUGAGUCAUGGCGACGUAGGGACGAUGAGAUAGACCGAGACCGCAGAGAUCGUGAGCCGUUUGCACGAGCAAGGAGGCUGGAUGAUUACCCGCGAAGCCCUCGCUAUGAGGCCGAUCGGGGUAGAGGCGACUCCCGCGGCCGAUGAAAGCCAGAUCAGGGCCGACGAGAUGGAUAUAGGGACGACAGAUACGAGAGAUCGGACCGGGAUCGAUAUAGGGACGAUAGAUACGAGAGAUCGGACCGAGACGGAUAUAGGGACGACAGAUACGAGAGGUCGGGUCGAGAUGGUUACAGAGGUGGUAGGUAUGAAAGAGGAGAUCGGACACUCGUCUGCACCCUCCUAACUACACACCACUUACGACCAAACUCGCCCAACAGACCGCAUGUAUGUACCGCAUAAGGCAGAAGACAAGCACCAGGUGAGCGCAAUCGUACCACAGCUCUGAUACCAAAUUGCAAGGAAGAGCAAUAGCGAACUUCAACAAUCAAACAACAUCAUACGUAUGAGUCCAGAUAGUCUUGACCUCGAACCAACAACAAAAUUGCAUCACAAGA
This is a messenger RNA of Chara braunii, 1906 nucleotides long. NCBI's taxonomy places the organism in Eukaryota, Viridiplantae, Streptophyta, Charophyceae, Charales, Characeae. The record is from the annotation of a GenBank genome assembly.